Molecule: messenger RNA, 1383 nt
Organism: Cricetulus griseus (Chinese hamster)
Lineage: Eukaryota; Metazoa; Chordata; Mammalia; Rodentia; Cricetidae
Source: RefSeq, a predicted model, not a curated record
AUGUACACAAUUAAAAUAUUUCUUUUUAUUGUUCCUCUAGUAAUUUCUUCCAGAAUUGAACCAGACAACUCAUCAUUUGAUUCUGUAUCUCCGGAGCCAAAAUCAAGAUUUGCUAUGUUAGAUGAUGUCAAAAUUUUAGCUAAUGGCCUCCUUCAGCUGGGACAUGGACUUAAAGAUUUUGUCCAUAAGACUAAAGGCCAAAUUAAUGACAUAUUUCAGAAACUCGACAUAUUUGAUCAAUCUUUUUAUGAUCUAUCAAUUCAAACCAACAAAAUCAAAGAAGAGGAAAAGGAACUAAGAAGAACUACAUCCAAACUACGAGUCAGAAACGAGGAGGUGAAGAAUAUGUCACUGCAACUCAACUCAAAACUUGAUAGCCUACUAGAGGAGAAAACUGCACUUCAACACAAAGUCAGUGCUCUGGAGGAGCAGCUGAGUAAUUUAAUUCAAAGCAAACCUGGGGCUCAGGAGCACCCGGAAGUGACAUCCCUUAAAAGUUUUGUAGAACAGCAAGAUAACAGCAUCAAAGACCUCCUCCAUACUGUGGAAGAACAAUAUAAACAACUAAGUCAACAGCACAGUCAGAUAAAGGAAAUAGAAAGUCAGCUCAGAAAGACUGGUAUUCAAGAACCCACAGAAAAUUCCCCUUCUUCUAAAUCAAGAGCACCAAGAACUACUCCCCCUCUUCAGCUGAAUGAAACAAAAAAUAUAGAACAAGAUGACUUUCCUGCUGACUGCUCUGCCAUUUAUAACAGAGGUGAACACACAAGCGGUGUGUAUGCCAUUAGACCAAGCAACUCUCACGUAUUUAAUGUGUACUGCGAUACCCAAUCAGGUAGUCCAUGGACACUAAUUCAACACCGAAAAGAUGGGUCACAAAACUUCAAUGAAACGUGGGAGAACUACAAAAACGGUUUUGGGAGAUUUGCCGGAGAAUUUUGGCUGGGCCUAGAGAAGAUCUAUGCCAUAGUAAAGCAGUCUAACUACAUCUUGCGACUUGAGCUACAAGACUGGAAAGACAGCAAGCUCUAUGUUGAAUAUUCCCUUCGCCUUGGAAAUCAUGAAACCAAUUACACGCUACAUGUGGCUGAGACUGCUGGCAAUGUCCCUGAGGCACUCCCAGAACACAGAGAUCUGAUGUUUUCUACAUGGGAUCACAGAGCAAAGGGACAGCUCUACUGUCCAGAAAGUUACUCAGGAGGCUGGUGGUGGCAUGAUGUAUGUGGAGAAAACAACCUAAACGGUAAAUAUAACAAACCCAGAGCCAAAUCUAAGCCAGACAGGAGAAGAGGAAUCUAUUGGAGGCCUCAGAAUGGAAAAUUACACUCUAUCAAAUCAUCCAAAAUGAUGAUUCAGCCUACCAAUUUAAAAAGCUUUGAAUGA